AUGGCAAGAUCCAGUCCAUCAGAAAUCAUCUUUAUAUCUGUCAAUCACAGUAUUACCUUGAUAGGAAAAGUGUGGCUCGUCGUGAUGAUCUUCCUACGCCUCCUCCUCCUCCUCCUUGCCGGUUACCCUCUCUACCAGGAUGAACAGGAAAGAUUUGUCUGCAACACCAUUCAACCAGGCUGUGCAAACGUGUGCUAUGAUAUAUUUUCCCCUGUAUCCCUUUUCCGCUUCUGGCUGGUGCAACUCAUCACCCUAAGUCUACCCUACAUCAUCUUUACAAUCUAUGUGAUCCAUAAGGUGUCAAAUGGCCUCACUGUAACCAUGACCUCCUUGAAUCCAGGUGAAAGUGAACGGUUGUACAAGAUCCAGCAAGAGCUGUACGACAAUGCCUCUGGAAAACAGAUUCCAAAAGUAGAGCGAGGGUCAAUCCAAUGCUUCAACGGUGCAUACAUACUUCAGUUGAUGUUCCGGACAUUGCUGGAGGUAGGAUUUGCGGCAGCUCACUAUUAUAUGUUUGGCUUCUACAUCCCGAGGAGGUUUCUUUGCCAACAUCAUCCAUGUACCACCCAAGUGGACUGCUACAUCUCUAGACCUACUGAGAAGACUGUAAUGCUGAACUUUAUGCUUGGCGCGGCAGCUUUAUCCCUUUUCCUAAAUGCUCUGGACUUCAUUUGUGCUAUUAAGCGCUCUGUAAGGCAGAAGAGUAAGGUGAGAGAAAGCAUUUAUGAGGACGAGCAUGGUUUCCUGGAGGACCCUGAUCGUAAUUCUUCCUUCAGUCGUCGAAUUCUGGAAACGGAGGCUAGUCAAAAAGGGAGUUUCCGGAAGAGGCAAGGCAGCAGGGGGUCUUGCAAAGUGGUGGCGCAGGGAAUUAGUCAGGAUGCGACUGAGCCUCACCCUUUGCUACCUCUGGGGCGCAACACCAAUGGAAAUAACGGUUACUCUGCGUCUCUAGAAGAGGCUCUUGAGAAGGAAGGCGAUGAGCUGGUUCUCUGUCCCGGAGGGACCCCCAAAGCCAUAUGUGUUAAUAAACGCAGGCACAAACCUUCUCCACCCCCGAGGCGGGACCUUGGGCUUCACCCUGGGAUUUCGGCAAGACCUAAGAAAGAUGAGCCCACAGCAACAGGAGACUGUUUUAGGAGAAUUGAUCAGUACACUUUGGUGGCACUCGGGAGUGGUGCAGAACUAUCAAAUGAUGAAGGUCAGGAGAAAAGAUCUGAGUGGGUGUGA
This is a messenger RNA of Nerophis lumbriciformis (worm pipefish), 1227 nucleotides long. The record is from RefSeq and is a predicted model, not a curated record. Lineage: Eukaryota; Metazoa; Chordata; Actinopteri; Syngnathiformes; Syngnathidae.